Medicago truncatula (barrel medic) is the source of this 2788-nucleotide messenger RNA. Its product is annotated as serine/arginine-rich splicing factor 4. Gene Ontology annotation, molecular function: RNA binding. Bases 247 to 2244 code for a protein of 665 amino acids. The transcript is spliced from 3 exons. The record is from RefSeq and is a predicted model, not a curated record. Lineage: Eukaryota; Viridiplantae; Streptophyta; Magnoliopsida; Fabales; Fabaceae.
UAAAAAAUAAAGGAAAAAACGAAACGCCGCAGUGUACUUCACCUCCAAGCUACAAAAGCAACACUCCUUCUCACAUUCCAUUACUUCACCAACAAUGCCUCUUCAUUCCUUCUCACAUUCCCAUUCACAUUUUGACGAUUCUACCCUCACCCGUUCAGCUUAACCGAUUCGACUCGUCUUAACUUGGAAGCGUGAUCGAGUAUCAGUUCAUAGGACCAAACGCACACACUCUUACUCUUUUUGAAGAUGUCGUUGUAUUUCGGUAAACUAUCGGAACGUGUUUGUAGAGAUGAACUUGAGCGAGUUUUUGGUAGAUUUGGGCGUUGUAAUGUUCAGGUGAAAAAAGAAGGUUAUGGUUUUGUGGUGUUUGAUUUCCGUUUGGAUGCGGAGAAAGCUUUGAGGGAAUUGAAAGGUACAAAGAUAUGUGGGGAACUGUUGACUUUGAUGUGGUCCAAACAACAACCGGAGUCACAUUUUGCAAAAUUUGAUAGGGGUGGUGAAAGAAAAGGAAAUACCUAUGAGUUGCAAGGUAAGAGGAUUUUUGACAAAUUGGGCGAAAGAGAAAGGAAAGAAGGUUUUGAUGGAUGGGAGAAAUGGAAUCACAAUACAGAUAUUGUUGAAAGGGGCGAGUCUGUUGAAGAGGGGGAGUAUCGUCGAGAUGGUUUUAAGUAUUGCGAUGGAGAAGAAAAAAAUCGUCGAAGAGACUUUCCAGAUGAAGGUGGCCAUGUUGUUCCUAACCAGGGUCGCAUUGGUAGAGGGGCCGAGCCAACUCAUGGCAAGGCAACUGACUGCGGGAAUGGGAAUACUUUGGAAUUUGAUCGCUACAGACCUUCCUGUGGCUAUGACAGAAAGGAUGACAAAGAAGAUUACUCUAGUGGUUCUCUUUUAGCUAAUUCCCAGGAGAAUGUGGGCAGAGCACAGAUUGGUGAGGAAACCUUGAACCGCCCAAACAGUUCAAAAUUAAAGCAUACUGGUUAUAGACGUGGAGAAGCAGGUCAUAAGAUGCAAAAUUGUAGGAAAGAACACUCGUUGCGGAGAAAAUAUAACAGAUUGGAUGAUGAGCAUGCUGAUAAAAUAGACAAAAAGCGCAGAGUUGAAGAUGACAUUGAGUCUGGAUGGGGUUCUUGGGUGAUUCCGCAGUCAAAUGGAGAUGCUUUAUUGAUGAGCCACCAAAGAGAUAAGUGGAGGGUGUCUGGUUCACGGAGUGAUUGUGCACCAUUGAGAAAUGAAUCAUCCCCGGUAGCAAAGGACACUGAGGAGUAUGAAGGAAAAAAGCAAAGCAGAAAUGAAACAGAAUCACCUAAAAGAUCCAGGGAGAAGAAGAUAUCAAGGCGAUCAGUCUCAUCCUCUUUGCUAUCAGAUUACUCUGCAUUUCGCUCACUUACACAUUCUCAAUCAUCCAAAUCACUGCCUAGGUCUACUAAAUAUUCUAGAUCAAGAUCAGUGUCUUCUAGAGCACAUUCUUCAUCUUCAAAGUCAGUGUCUUCCUCAAAAUCUCAGAAUUGUAGAGGCAAAAAGUUACAUUCGAUGAGGUCGAGCUCCCCUACAUCUUUGUCUGUAUCACUCAAUCAGUCUUUACUGUCUUCUCCAAAUAAAAUCCAGCUUAAUUCAAAAAGCUCAUCCACUAAUGGCGCUGCGCUUAAGCCAGUGGAUCAUUUGGUUGCUCGGGGACAAGGGAUUGGCAGUACAAUGGAAUUGGAGAAUUUACAAUCCAAGGACUCAGAUAUUGCUGUAAAUGGACAAGCUGUAGUGUCCACUACAGCGGUGGAUGCCACGCUAAAGGACCAACACGUGCAGGAGGACAAUAAUGAGAAUUUAACCAAACCAGUUAUUGCAGAGAAAUUGUCUCCCAGAAGGGUAAAAUGGGAAGUGGGCUUUCAGCAUCCUAGAACACUGAUGGCGGAUGAUAUUCCAACUGAAGUUCAGAAGCCAACUCUGGAAACUCAUAUUACUCCCCGUUCUGGCUGUUCAACCAUCAUAUCUACAGAGGAAAUGUGCAUGGUUCUGAAUAAAAGUGGCCUUGAACUUCCGGAAGGACAUGAAAUAAAAUUAACAACAGAUGACUUCUUCGGUGCUGCUCGGUUGUGGCCUUGGUAUAUUAUUUAUUACCGUAGGUUGAAGAAGGGCCCAAUUUCAAUUGAGAACUAUGCCAGGCGGGUUGCUCAGAAUCAGGAAUUUGGCAUUGUUGAUAAGUACAUAAGAAGUAGCAGUGGAUGGGGAGAAUUCAGUCCCGAGAACUCUUGAUAGCUGACACUGACACAUGAUGCCCUGUGGGUAGAUUUUCCCAGGUUGGGCGUGUCAUGGAGAGAAAGAGGUGUGCUCAUCAUCCAAAUUUAAUCACUUGUCUGGUAUACUAUCACUAUAGCUGUUUUCUUUCUUUUAUGAGGAGGGUGGGUUUUGGAUUAAAUAUUAGUAGCAAAUCUAAGUAGUAAGUAUAAAUCUCAUGUCUAUGGGCAUCCCCUUGAAAAGUAGGGAUCAGAAUGGAGGAUAUUUCCUUAAUGGUUAACUUGUUAUUUUGAUUAACAUGAUAUAUUACAGAAGAUGGAAAACACAUUGGUAUGGGUAAUGCAAUGGCGAAAAUGUGUUUGACUAAUGUUAUCAAAAAGUAUUUGUUUGCCAAAUGACUUAUAAACACUAAAAUGAGUUAAACCAGAUGUAUAAUGAAACGUAUAAUAUACUAUAGUACUUCUCCGGUGGGAUUUGAACUAUGUCACUUGAUGUUACAAAGUCAAACUGCUUAACACCUCUUGGACUACUAUAGUACUCCUAUGGCAUCUACAACAUGUAU